Pipistrellus nathusii (Nathusius's pipistrelle) is the source of this 978-nucleotide messenger RNA. Lineage: Eukaryota; Metazoa; Chordata; Mammalia; Chiroptera; Vespertilionidae. The record is from the annotation of a GenBank genome assembly.
AUGGUGUCCAGGGAAGCCCCGGAGCCUGCCCAGUGCCUGUGCCCCCUGCUGCCCGGCCCCAAUGCCAAGGAUGUGCUUCGGAGAAAGCACAAGCGGAAGAGCCGGCAGCACCAGCGGUUCAUGGCCCGCAAGGCCUUGCUGCAGGAGCAGGGGCUGCGGAGCUCAACCCCGGAGCCAGCAUCCUCCCGACCGCCCGUGCCACCGGAGGCACCGCCAGGCACCGAGGCCCGCGCCAGCCUCGGGGGGCAGGGCCCCAGGGCUGACUCUGGAGGUGCCCCGUGCCGCAGAAAGCCCUCCCCCAGGGAGCCCGCGGGGCCCUGGCCUAGCAGAUGCGUGGCUAUCGACUGCGAGAUGGUGGGCACCGGACCCUGCGGGCGGGUGAGCGAGCUGGCCCGCUGCUCCGUGGUGAGUUACCAUGGCGACGUCCUCUACGACAAGUACAUCCGGCCCGAGAUGCCCGUCGUGGACUACCGCACCCGCUGGAGCGGCAUCACUCGGCAGCACAUGCGCAAGGCCAUCCCCUUCCAGGUAGCCCAGAAAGAGAUCCUCAAGCUCCUCAAGGGCAAGGUGGUGGUGGGACACGCCCUGCACAACGACUUCAAGGCCCUCAAGUACGUGCACCCUCGGAGCCAGACCCGGGACACCACCUACGUCCCCAGCCUCCUCAGCCAGCCCGGCCUGCACACCCGCGCCCGCGUCUCGCUUAAGGAGCUGGCCCAGCAGCUGCUGCACAAGAAAAUCCAGGUGGGCCAACACGGACACUCGUCCGUGGAAGACGCCGUGACGGCCAUGGAGCUGUACCGGCUGGUGGAGGGGCCGUGGGAGCAGGAGGCCGGCCGCCUCUGGACGCGCCCCGAGGACAGGGAGCCCGACAGCAGCCCGGACGUGGAGCAGUACAUGCAGGACCAGUACUGGCCCGAGGACCUGGGCCCGGGCGCCGGCGGGGCGCAGGGGCAGACGCAGGACCGGAGGGCGUGA